CAAAACAAUUAACAUCAGGGAGAGACGGCAGACAGAAACAAGGGGAAAACACAGACAGACACAUUACAGAUACAUACAGAUAGAAAGUCUGUAUUGUUAGGACGGGGUUUAAUGAACAGAUUUGUAAAGGCCAUAAAACCACCAACUCAAAUCACAUUCAGUAAUAUAGAGGAAUUGAGCAGUGUGUGAGUGUUGAGUAAGUCUACAUUUAAAACAUCAACACACAAUAUCCUGUUAAAAGUAGAAAGACCUGAUGACAUGCAGACCUUUGGGCAAUAACAGCUCUGAGGAGUCGACUAAAACAUUUCCCUGUGUGCUGGAAAGAGCAAAAGAAGAGUAAAAGUGAAGUGAAGCUUCAGUCCAUGAUGAAGAACAUCAUCAUCUUCACCCUCUCCCUAAUAUCAGGUCCAGCGGGCUGUGCUGUGACUGGCUACUCAGGAGGAAGUGUCCUUAUAAUAUCUGAUCUAAAAUGGGGUUCAGGAUUUAGUAGAUAUAUUUGUAUUAAGGGAAGCAUAUCAUGCACAGAUAUAAUACAUACUAACAACACAGAGAAUUCUGUUCAAUUGGGAAGAUUCAUGCUGUAUGAAAGCAGAGAGGGAUUUUUCAUAGUGUUAAUCAGGAGGCUGGAACCACAGGAUGCUGGAACGUACACAAUAGGAGGAAUGAAUGGGACAAAAAUUGAUGUGAGCCUGACUGUUAAUUAUGAUUCUUGUUGUGAUGGACCAAAAACAGUGAAGGUUUUUUCUGGACAGAAUAUCAGCAUCACCUCUAACUAUCCUGUGGUUUACAACCUACACUACAAGUAUAUCAUGAAACUUGAAAAUGGCAGUGUUUCUAAUGCCGUUCUAGAUACCUACAGUGAAACCCAGAAGAACAGAUUCACCAUUUCUGAUGACAGAAGUGCUAAAGUUCUCGGUAUGAACAUCAGUAAUGUGACAGAAGCCGAUGAUGGAGUUUAUUUUUGUGGAUUCUUCAACAGAGAGAACUCAAUCCAGUAUUAUUCCUUCUUCAGAGAGAUUCAUCUGCAUGUUAGAGAAUCCUCUGUUAAAACCACCACCACCACCACCAUCAUCAUCAUCAUCAUCAUCAGCGUGUGUGUGCUGCUGAUUGGAGGAUUUACACUGUUGGUGAUCUACAAACUGACACAUGAGAGGGCACCACAAGUUUCAAGACCUUCAUCUCAAGACAAUGAACAUGCUCCUUCUGUUCAUGAGAACAACCUGCCUAAUUUACCCCCAAAUGAAAACUUGAACAUCAAAAUGAGAUUGAAUGGUCAGAAUCUGGAUUCAUCUACAAACCAGUCCGAUUCAACAUACCAAACACUGGACCCACUCACCAACCAAUCAGAUUCGGGCUACAUGUCUCUGAGUAACACUGCCGACCAAUCACAUUCACACUACCAAUGUCUGAAUGCUAGAACUCAGGUGAACUCAUUUUACCAGACCCUUCAUUCUUAAUGCUUCUAUUUUUUAUUCUCUUUGAGUUUUAAGUUUGAGCAUGUGGUUAAUUGAAAAUACUCACCUCAGAAUGUUAAUAGUUACACCUAAUAACUGAUUAUUUACCAAUAAUUAACUGAUUAUACUUACCACAUUGCUUUUUCUUUUUCUGGGUUUUUAUGUUAACUGUGUAACCUUUGAAAUGUUAUUUAAUGUGAAAACAAAUGCUGUACAUAUCAUCUAUAUAUGAAUGAAAUGUUGGUGACAUGGUGAAAUGGUUUAACUGACCAUUAUUAGUUGGUGAAGAUUGUAUCAUAACACCUGAGUGAAAGUUUUUUAUUGUGUACAUGUCAGUAUUAUAAGUGUAUUUGCAUAUGAACUGAAAUUUGACUGCAAAUUCAAAUAAUAAAAAAAUAACUGUAAAAAAUAA
Molecule: messenger RNA, 1866 nt
Organism: Tachysurus fulvidraco (yellow catfish)
Lineage: Eukaryota; Metazoa; Chordata; Actinopteri; Siluriformes; Bagridae
Exons: 6
Coding region: 363-1457 (364 amino acids)
Source: RefSeq, a predicted model, not a curated record